AUGCCCAAUCGGAUGCCCUCCUUGACGGAGUUGCACUUUGAUGCCCACAUCUUUACUCCCGCUUUAUUUUACCUCGACCAUAGCGAGAAAAGGGAGUUCGCAUCGCACACAGUGUUACCCGACCUCGAACGUCUGGCGUUUGAGAGGGCAACACCCGCGCCUUAUACGACUGGAGAUGUCAUCCUCAACCUCGUCCAGGCCGGGUGGACAAAGCUAGCUCCAAGGAACAGGAAGAGAGGCCGCGUAGAAAUCAGUUUUCAACCCGCCAUUGUCCCCGAAUCAAGUUGCGUUUCCCUUCAAGAUCUGGAAAGAAUCAAGGCCGAUCAAGUUGUUAACCAUAUCAGCGCACGCGGAAUCUUGGAUUACGAACUUCAUUUGCGAUUUCCGCCCGUUGGGGAGAUAUGA
Messenger RNA from Cyclocybe aegerita, 405 nucleotides. The record is from the annotation of a GenBank genome assembly. NCBI's taxonomy places the organism in Eukaryota, Fungi, Basidiomycota, Agaricomycetes, Agaricales, Hemipholiotaceae.